AAAAAAAUUAAAAUAAUUUUUAUAGACAUAUUAUGAGUGGACAACCAGUUAUUGAUAUGAUUAACAACUCAGACAUUACAAGAUAUAAUAGUAUUGUCUAUUCAUUGGUCAACAAUCCAUACUUACUGAAAGUCAUUUGCCAACAAAUGGACGUCAAAACGUUGGCCAACUGUAUUGCAGUGAGCCGUGAGUUUCACGAUAUAGCCCAAGAAGUAAUGGAAAAACGUCACGGUUUGCAGCACCUGAUGCUCAAACACAACCGUGACAUUUAUGACGACAUGCGUCCGUUUGCAACUGCACUAACAGAUUGGAUCAAUUCAUCGAUUGAUUUCAAGCCUCGCACAGCAUUUAUACUAUUUGGCGGCUAUAAGCGGACACCGGACUAUCGCAAAAGUAUUAAUACACUAACAAAACUGACCUCCGGGUUUCCCAAUGGCUGUCAAAUUGUUUAUUUGGAUGUCGGCCCGCGAGUCAUAAAGAGUGGACAGUCACACAAUACGAUAACCAUUAACACUAUCGCACAGAAUAAUAAGUUAGCCAUCAAUCCAUUAAUUCAGUCGAAAAUGUCGUGUAUAUUGUUAUCUAACAUAUCGGGCAUUCAGGUAAACACCUAUCGAUCGUUGGACGCCAUCGUCGACACCGCAAACAUCAAAUGUGUAAUAUAUUUGAAAUCAAUGAAAAUUAUCAAUCGAUCGCAUCAGUCGUUUAAUAUAAUCAGAAAGAUCAACACCGAAAUUCGUGUUCUCAAACAACGAUUCGGAGGACAAGUGGCCAUUGCUGGUGGACUUAUAGAUGCGGCCAAAUGUUGGUUAAAGGGUGAGCCGCCGCGUUCACUGCCUAACCCAAACAAACCAAACAAUAAGGCUCGAGGACUUGACGAAACAUUUUUGGCCGAUCCAGUGAUUAUAACGUUUGGUGGACCGAACCUGUUAGCCGCCAGUUUGGUAUUGUCUUACGGCUGGUAUUACAUCAAUCAACUAAUUGGUGGAUUUAAGGCUGAAUUGGAUCCACAGUUCACUCUCGAUGACCCGAAUAUCAUUACUCAGGGCAUACUAUUUGGCAAUAAAAUGAUAUGCAAAGGAUUUUACAACACUGUACUCAUCAAUGCUUUCAAACAACACUUUCCAUCCGUUGAAUUGUUUGGGUUUCGGUCAAAAAAGUUUAUGUUUGGUACUACCUGUCCAUCUAUUCAUGAACCGAAUAUAACAGUUUACAAUAAUAACCCAAACCUUCCCUAUCAUUCAUUGUAUCCAAAAUACAAUUCAGUGCUGCUAUUAAUCAGCUAUCGUAUCGAUCCAUAG
Messenger RNA from Oppia nitens, 1301 nucleotides. RefSeq lists its product as uncharacterized. The coding region runs from base 33 to 1301 and encodes 422 amino acids. The record is from RefSeq and is a predicted model, not a curated record. The transcript has 2 exons. Lineage: Eukaryota; Metazoa; Arthropoda; Arachnida; Sarcoptiformes; Oppiidae.